This is a messenger RNA of Neolamprologus brichardi, 4069 nucleotides long. The record is from RefSeq and is a predicted model, not a curated record. Lineage: Eukaryota; Metazoa; Chordata; Actinopteri; Cichliformes; Cichlidae.
UCUCCCUCGCUUGCUCUCUCUCUGCAACUAGAGGGUGAGCAGAGGGAAUGGAAGAAGAAGGUGAGGGAGGGGAGAGAGAGGGAGGCCAGGCAGGCCCUGCUGAUCCACAGGCUCCAGAACAAGGUGUUGGAAUACAGAGAACGAUGUCAGCAUUUGGAGCUUCGGCUGCAGGAUAAUCAUACACAGAUGCUCAGCACCGAGAGAAUCGUAGAUGACUCUCUGGAAAGCGCCGUUCUCAGACUGGAGGAGGAACAACAGAGGUCGGUCAGUUUAGGUGACACCAAUAGUCUCCUUUGCAAGCAACUUGUCCAAUCAGAGCAGGCCAACCACGCCCUGAAGGAGGACCUCCAGAAGCUGACGAAUGAUUGGACGACAGCUGUGGAGGAGGCAGAGCAGCGAGAGGCUGAUUUGCAGAAAGAGCGAGAGCGUCGGCUGUGUCUUGUGGGGGAGCAGCAGGCUCGGCUGCUGUCUAUCUGGAGAUCUGUGGCUGCUCUGAGGCGGGACUGCCACGCUAUGAAAACGGCUGCUGACAGGGACCUGUGGCAGCUGAAGGCUGAGUUUUCUCGCCUCUCGUCCGUUCUCCUCUCCAGCUGCGACUCUGUCUCCUCCUCUCUGAGGCUCAGCACACUUUACAUUAAUCCUCUCUCCUUCUCCUCCGCUUCUCCUCCUCUUCUCGCUUCCCACUUUCCUCCCUUUUCAUUCUAUUCUCCUCCUCCGUCCUCCGAUCUGGCCCUUUGUCCUCCGAACUCUUCUGCACCUCCUCUCCUCCCAUCAUCCACAAUGCGAAUCUUUUCUUUGGGAGAGUUGGAACUCAAAGAGGAGAAGGACGAGGACGAGCAAGGCGCUUCAGAGGUGAAGUCUGUUCAGGAGACUCAAGUUUUCCAGCUGCAGCAGAGGAUUGAGGCGCUCACUGGCUCGCUGCAGACCGAGGUCAGUCUGAGGGAGGAGAGCGAGAGGGAGGCCGAGAGACAUCGAGUAAUGCAGAGAAGCCUGCAGUCUGUGAGCCAUGCUGUGAUCAAACUGUCCAGAGUCCUGACCUCAGCCAGCAGCCAGUCGCUGAACAUCUCCUCAGAGGGAACGACACCGACAGAGUUGACAGCUCUGUAUUUACCGAUGUGUGACAGAGAGAAGGAGACGGCGUCCUUCCUGCGUCUGCAGGUCGAGGAACUGCAGAGGAGGGAGGAAGAGCUGAGGAGUGAACAUCACCGACUGAGGAAGGAGAAAGACGAACAGGAAGAGAGAAUCGGACAGCUGCAGACAGAAAUGCGCAGACGAGUUGAGACUGAGGUGUUGGAGAACGUCCAGCUAACAAAGCGGGAGACUUUGACCCAAGCAGAAAUGUAUAGUCUGAAGGGAGCACUAGAGAGGGAGCAGCUGGACAAGCAGCGAGCCGAGGAAGAUGCUUCUGAUAUGAGAGAUGCCUUACAGAAGUCCAGGGAGUGCGUGUCGCGUCUGUCGUUGCAAGAGAGCGCAUUAAGACGGGAGGUGGAGGAGGGACGGGAUGCGCUAGACAAGCUGUCCGCCCUGAACUCUUCUUUGGCCUCGGACAAGAGAGAGCUGCACAAACAGCUGCUGCAGCUGGAGUCUGAGCUGUCAGAGGGCCAAUCACAGCUGCAGGCUCAAAGGUCACAAGUCAGUUCGCUGGAGAGGGAAGUCAAGACCCUAAACAUGGAUUUCAGCGAGCUCAGAGUACAGAGAGAGGCUGAGGAAGAUGCUGUUCAGCAGCUGAGAGAACGAGAGCCAGAGGAAGACGGGAGCUUUCCCUCUGUGGGUGACCUGUCCUGUCAGCAUGCCGCAAUGUGUGAGGAGCUGAAGGAGGUGCAGGACCGGCUGGGGCACGCAAUGGAGGAGGUGAAAACUAGGAGCAUACAACAGCAGGAGCAGCUCAGAGAGAGUAGGCGGCUACAAGAGGAGCUGGAUAGUCUGCAGAAGCACAAGGAGCAGCUCGAAGUUGAUCUGCAGGAGAUCCGGUCUCUGUCGCUGUCUGCCCACCAGCAGCUCAGUGAGCAGCAGAAGCGUCUCUCGCAGUCAGAGGUGGAAAAAUGUCAGCUGAACACACACAUCCACACUCUGAAGCAGGCCAAAGACACCUUACACGGGGAGAUCCAGUGUCUGAGAGGCGAGCUGGAGGAGAUGAUGUCCAGGGCAGAAGACGAGAAGAAGAGGAGAGAGAUGAGCGAGGAGGAGAGGAAGGCGCUGCAAGAGGACAUGGAGAGGAUGACAGAGGAGAUAGAGAAGCUGAGGAGGAGGAGGAGGAGGGAGGAAACGGAGAGGAAGGGUGAGACGGAGGCCGAACAGGAAGAAAGGAGUUUCUUUAGUGAGAACUCGGGGAGAAGAGAAGGAGCUGAGGUGCUGAGGGAUUGCAUUGAGGGAUUAACUGAGGAGGUGGAGGAGAGGCAAAGGGAAGAGGAGAAAAUGAGGAAGGAGGUAAUAGAGAUGAAGACUCGAAUCAACCUCAUGAUAGAAAGAGUACAGCGAUUAGAGGGAGAGAAGGAGGAACUGGAAGAGGAGGUGAAGAGGACAGAGGAAAGGCUGAGAGAGGAGAGGAGAAGAGAGGAGGCGAAGCAGAGGGACAGAGAAGUGGACGCUCACCGUGAGCGGACGGAGAGAUUAAAAAGGGAGAAGAAGGUGGAGCAGCUGAGGACAGAAGCUGAGAGGGACAGGUGGAGGGCGAGAGUGGAAGAACAAGAGGAGGAAAGGAGAAAGAAAGACAAGCUGCUCGAGGAGAAGGAGGAGGUGGUUGCAAAGCUGCUCGAGAAGCUGAAGGAGAAAGCGGCGGAGGCGGAGCUGAUGAGGCAAAGGCUGAACGUGGCCAAUGAGAGGUUUGAUGAAUUUAAGGCAGAGGCGAAAUGUAAGGAGGAACAUCGGGAACAUCUGGAGGAGGAAGGAGAGAGGGACCAUCGAGAGGUGAAUGCCAGACUAAAGCAAAAGGAGGUAAGAGGAAGUAGGAAAGAUGACACGAUCUCCUCCCAGGUUAGGGAGCAUCAGGAGGGACAGACAGCAAGGAAAAGAGUAAGAGAAAUGGAGGAAGCCCGUGACAGGCUGCAGGUGGAGAUAAAGGAGUGGCAGGAGAGGGCAGAGCACGAGGCACAAGAUGAGCUGUUAAAAUGGAGAGAAGAAGCACAAUAUCUCAGAGAGGAGACGCAGGAGGAGCUGAGGACGACUAAGAUGGAGCUACUGGUUAUUAAGAAAGAGCUGCAAAAAGAACAAAAUGAGAAGGAGCAGAUAAAGGAGAAGCUGCGGAGGACGGAGGAAGAGGUGACGGCUCUCGAGGAGGAAGUGCAGGAGAUGGAAAACGAUAAGCUGACGGAGACGAAAGACUUUCCUCAGGAGGAGUUGAGAGGAGUGAAGCAGGAGGCGACGGUGCGAAACUCCCUGCAGGUGGACACUCUGAGUCAGAGCACAGAGCAGAUGGAGGAGGACAGGGAUGGAUCACAGCAAACAGAUGCAGCUUUGAUGGGCUAUAAAAGGAGACCCCAGCAGGAGGAGCAGAGCCCAGUGGCCACGUCAGAUACAGAGGGUUUGAAGGAGAGACUGAUGGUCCUGCAGAGUCUGGUGGCUGAACUGGAACUGGACCAGAAACGACUGAACAAGAAAAACUUUCAUCUGGAAAAUCAGAAAGACAAACUGAAAAGAGCGACACACACGCUGAGAGAGACGCUGCAACAGGUGGCGGAUGAGCGCUCGAGGCUCAGACAGCAGCUGAGUGAGAGCAUCCAGGGGUCUUUACCCAGCACAGAAGAGCAGCAACUGAGGAGCAAAGUGAGGGAGCUGCAGGAGCAGGUGAAGCAGCUCCAGUUUGCACUGGCUGUCGGUCAGCAACAAAGGGCAGAGUUCAUUCAGCAGUCCUCCAGAAACAGCCAGUCAGUGCUCGCUCUGAGACUUGACCUCAGUGAUUCACUAGCAACUAUCACACAGCAUCCAAUCCCAUCCAUCCUAGAGUCUGAGACACAGCGAUUGGAUCGUAGCCUGAGGGAGGAGGAGCUCAGACUGUCCUUCAGCCAGCUGUGAAAAUUCAGGACCAAAUGUUCUUAAUUACUUUACACUCAUUAAAUUGAGACGUAGAACA